Messenger RNA from Schistosoma margrebowiei, 4037 nucleotides. NCBI's taxonomy places the organism in Eukaryota, Metazoa, Platyhelminthes, Trematoda, Strigeidida, Schistosomatidae. The record is from the annotation of a GenBank genome assembly.
AUAAUUGUGAGCGAUCGUUCUGUGAAUACGCGCAUGUACUUUUUUGUUUUGUGUCAACUCUGGAACAUGAUAGAAUUCAAAAAAUUAAUUUGCAUAUCAUCACUCAAUAACUAGGACAAUUAUGGUGGAUUAUUGGGAGUCGUACACUGGUUCAUGAAGUGAUAUUGAAUGGCUCAGUUAUGUGAUAUGGCUCAGGCUUCUGCUUGGUUACCUCUCGUUAGAGCCUCAGCGAUUGGAUGGGUACCGAUCGCUCAGCAUCGUCUUCCGAAAAACGUGUGCACAAAGGAUGAUUCAAAUCAAGAUAUUUAUGAGAAGAAGGCAAUUAUUAAUGUUAGCGGUCAGAGAUUUGAAGUACUUACAAGCAGUUUGAAUCAGUAUCCGCAUACGUUGCUUGGAUCAGAUGAGCGUGAUUACUUUUAUGAUGAGAAUAGUGGCGAAUAUUACUUUGAUAGAGAUCCUGAAAUAUUUCGACAUAUAUUAACUUAUUAUCGUUGCGGGCACCUCCAUUAUCCUAAGAAAGAAUGUGUCAUGCAGUAUGAAGAUGAACUUGCCUACUUUAGAAUAGCAUCAGAAGCUCUAGGUGAUUGCUGCUACGAAGAUUACCACGACAGUAAACGUGAAAAUUCAGAGCGUCUACUGGAGGAAAGAUCGUCAACCAAAGAGAAUGCUGAAGUGCCAAAAGAUUUUCGUAACAGACUUUGGCAAGCCUUCGAAAACCCAGAGUUUUCUACUACUGCGAUUGUCAUUUACUACGUAACCGGCUUUUUUAUUGCUGUUUCCGUGUUUGCCAAUAUUACGGAGACUAUACCUUGUGGGCCAGAACCUGGGCUAAGUAAACAACGGGCUUGUGGCGAUCGGUACAUAGAUGCCUUUUCAUGCCUCGACACAGCAUGUGUAGUCAUAUUCACUGUAGAAUACUGCGCAAGAAUGUAUGCUGCGCCAAAUAGAUGGAAGUUUUUUAUAUCUGUUAUGAGUAUAAUAGAUGUCGUUGCAAUAUUACCGUUUUAUAUUGGCUUAUUGAUGCCAGACAACAAAAGCGUUUCUGGUGUAUUUACAACGUUACGAGUAUUUCGAGUAUUUAGAGUGUUCAAAUUUUCUCGUCACAGUGUUGGUUUACGAAUACUCGGCUACACUUUGAAAUCAUGUGCGUCAGAACUGGGCUUUCUUCUAUUUAGUCUAACAAUGGUUAUUAUUAUUUUUGCUACUGUUAUGUAUUAUGCUGAAAAAUCGGUUGAAGGGACCACUUUUUCCAGUAUUCCAUCAUCAUUUUGGUAUACUAUCGUCACCAUGACUACACUUGGUUAUGGAGAUAUGGUUCCAGAAACAAUAGUUGGAAAAAUUGUUGGUGGUAUGUGUUCACUUUCUGGAGUGCUUGUAAUUGCUUUACCUGUUCCCGUUAUUGUAUCAAACUUCUCUCGUAUUUAUAAUCAAAGUCAAAGAUCUGAUAAAAGACAGGCACAAAAACGUGCCAGACAGGCAAGAAUAAGAUUAGCUCAACUCAUGGCAACUGUUAAUGCUUGUGCAGAAAAAUCCGGAAGUCCAGAGCCGUCAGUUGAUGAAGAUUACGAUGGUGAUAAUGAAACAAAGAAAUCCGCCUAUUUCGAAGUCAAAACAGCCACAUCAUACUCAUCUACUUCACCCGCGUCAAUAAUAAAUGCUAAUCAGUCAACAGGUAAAGAUCAAAGUUAUGAUACAUCAAGAAAUUCAACAGGCAGUGAUCUGACAAUCAGUUAUCAAUCAAAUUUAACUCGAAGUGGCUCAUUAACCUUAUUAAAAAAUAAAAAAAAGAACCUUGUUAAUGAAUCAUGCGUUAAAACAGAUUAUUCAGAAUCAGAUAAUAUGAAUCAACAGUUUGAACAUAAUCUUUCAACAUCUAACCAAUUAGUCUCUGGAGUAGCGAAAGAUACUUCUCCUGGUUCAAGUCAUAUAAUUGUUAAGAAAGACAAACUAUAUGAAACAAACAACUUAUCAGGGAGGAAUAACCAUCAUUUAUUAAGACAAACGCACUGUAAAGUCUUGCAUUCUUCUAGUCUCAAAUUAAGUAAUAAACGCAAGAUAGUAGAUCGUACAUUAUCUCUUAAUGAUGGACGGCAAAGUCAACAAAGAAAAGAUCAAAGAAUAAGUGUUGAAGACAAGAAUAACAAACCGUCAUUCCUACCUAUAUAUAUUCACCCAGCUAGCCAAAGCAGUUUCUCAGAUUCAAGCAUGGAUAAACGAAAACACUCAAAUGAGCAGCAGAAACAUACAACAAAAAACCAAAAAACCAAUAAAUGUAGGAGUUCUCACAAAACCAAACUAACAUUUGAAGAUCUCAUACUAUUACAGCAAAAGCAUUUAAUGGAUUGUUUGAAUGUGGUGACGGCGAGAGCAACAAUCAAUGAACAAAGAGAAUCAAACAGUCAUUUACAUGUUAAUAAUCCUUUAAUUAGUGCACUGGAACAUGGAAACUUUAAGCAUCAUAGACGUCUAACAAGUGAAUCUAUUUCAAAAAUCUCCCGUUUAUUGAGGGUAAGACAGUCUAUAUCAAAAGAUUUGUAUGAAAAUAGAAGAUCUACAAGUAAUCUUAAGGACUGUAAUAAUACCGAAAAUAAUAAUGCUGGGGUUGGAAGUAGUGACCAUAUGUCAAAUGUUGAUAAACUAACUGAAAGCCAAUCUGCCGUUCAUCGUCGUGAGUCUAAUCCUUUUCGUCAUUUGCAAGUCUUCCGUCUACAUGGCUCACGGAGUCAGCAUCCAUCAGAUCGUCGGUGUUCAGCAAUCCAUUUAACGACAUUUUCUAAACGAAAAUUGAAUCUUCAUAAAUUCAAACAUAACCACGGUUAUCAUAAUUUUUAUAAAAAAAUAAACUGUUCCACAAAAUCUGAAACUGAUGAUAAUCAUAACAAUAAAAAAAUAGUGAAUAUGAAAGUCGUAAGUUCUUCACAAAUACCAGACAAAGCUGACAUAAUGGACAUAGAUGCGCAUUCUCAUAAUGAUAAUUCUACCGUAGAUAACUCAAUCUAUCCUUCCUAUAGUGAAACAAAACCGUUGUUAGAUAAUUCAAGGUUCACUUAUAGUGAUGAACUUGGCUUGAACGAUUUGUUAAACGAAAAAACUUUUCUCACAAGGGAUCCAGGUUUCGCAUCAAGCCCCACUUGGCCAUCUUUUAGAUUUCCAUCAAAUUCUUUUCAAUCCAAAUCCAACUUUAAUUUUACUGAUAAGUCAUCCAAUAAUUAUGGGAAGUCACUUAAUCCGUUUGACAUUGAUAGUUGGUCUAAUGAGCAUAAUCUAGUUAAUACAGCUGCCGUACCUAAAUCGUCCUUCAGUGCUGCGGUUUAUCCGGACUCUGUGAUAUUUUGUACAAGUUUCAAUACAAAAGCAAAUGUUUCAUCUCAGUCAUCAUUUGUACAAUCCAACCCAAUGUGUUCGUCGUUGGAAGAUGAAAAUCUAACCGAGUUUGCUAGUGCACAGUCACAUAUUUCAAUCACAUCUACAUCACAUCAGAACAGUUCGUCGAAUAAUACCACCAAUAAUUAUAAUAAAAAAAUAAUCACCCACUCUCAAAACUGUCCAAAAUUAUCGUUUCCUACUGAUAAGAGUUUGUAUAAAAGUCAUAUUAGUUAUGCAAAAUUAAGUCCCAGACUUUCAUAUUCAUUUCCCCAUGAAUUAUAUCGCAAUGUUUCUCCAGAUUUGAUAAAACAAUGCGAUAAUCCACUUAAAAAUUCUCCCUCAAAACUUGUAAAAUCGAAUACUGAGAAUCUGACUGAUAUACAUUCAAGUAAUGCUUCUGUGAAUUCCGAUCGUCCAGUAUCAUUAUCAUCAUUUAAACAGCAAAAGGAGUAAUUAGGUAUUUGCAAAAUCAUUACAGCUGAGUAAAAUUGAAGUAAAUUAUCCCACUAUCUUGAUGUUAUUAAAUAGAAAAUAUCCAUCGUUCACUAACUGGAUUGGUUGUCUAUUCACGUAAUGAGCAGAACUAAAUGAAAUAAUUCUUUUUACAAAAGUUUUGCAUUCCCAAUUAGAAGACAUGGUGAUACAAUCAUAUACUGGUGUAUAAAUCCCCG